Molecule: messenger RNA, 921 nt
Organism: Cygnus atratus (black swan)
Lineage: Eukaryota; Metazoa; Chordata; Aves; Anseriformes; Anatidae
Gene: COPE
Product: COPI coat complex subunit epsilon
Exons: 10
Coding region: 1-921 (306 amino acids)
Biological process (GO): endoplasmic reticulum to Golgi vesicle-mediated transport; intra-Golgi vesicle-mediated transport; retrograde vesicle-mediated transport, Golgi to endoplasmic reticulum
Cellular component (GO): COPI vesicle coat
Molecular function (GO): structural molecule activity; protein binding
Source: RefSeq, a predicted model, not a curated record
AUGGCGGCGGGGCCGGGCCCCGGCGCGCAGGGCGGGGAGGCGGACGAGCUGUUCGACGUCAGGAACAGCUUCUACAUCGGCGCCUACCAGGCCGCCAUCAACGAGGCGCAGCGCGUCAAGCCGUCCAAACCCGAGAAGGAGGUGGAGAGGGACGUGUUCCUGUUCCGGGCCUACAUUGCCCAGAGAAAAUACGGCGUUGUCCUGGAUGAAAUUAAAGCCAAUGCUAGCCCUGAGCUCCAAGCAGUGCGCAUGUUUGCAGAAUAUCUCUCAAAUGAGAGUCAAAGGGAUGCAAUUGUUGCUGAUCUGGACAAGAAAAUGGCAAAAAGCGUUGAUGUAGCUAAUACAACUUUCUUGCUGAUGGCUGCUUCCAUCUAUUUCCACGACAAAAACCCUGAUGCAGCUCUGCGUACCCUCCAUCAAGGGGAAAGCUUGGAAUGCAUGGCGAUGAUGAUCCAAAUUCUUCUGAAGCUCGACAGGCUCGACCUGGCUCGCAAGGAACUUAAGAAGAUGCAGGAGCAAGAUGAGGACGCGACCCUUACCCAGCUGGCUACUGCCUGGGUGAACCUGGCUAUUGGCGGUGAGAAGUUACAAGAUGCCUAUUACAUCUUCCAAGAGAUGGCAGAUAAAUGCUCCCCCACGCUCCUCCUGCUUAACGGACAGGCAGCCUGCUACAUGGCUCAGGGCAAGUGGGAUGAUGCAGAGGGAGUGCUUCAAGAGGCGCUGGACAAGGACAGCGGCCAUCCUGAAACCUUGAUCAACUUCGUUGUCCUGUCACAGCACUUGGGCAAGCCACCAGAGGUUACAAACCGCUAUUUGUCACAGUUGAAAGAUGCACAUAAAAAUCAUCCGUUCAUAAAGGAGUAUCAAGCAAAGGAGAAUGACUUUGACCGACUAGCCAUGCAGUAUGCCCCCAGUGCAUGA